GCAGUAUAAUCAUCUAGACCACAUUAAAAAAAUAAGAUAUGCGGGUCAAAAGAAAGAUGUGAAUUCCAUUAAAUUCUAUUUUAUGCUUCAAAAAGAACACUGUAGACGUGCGUGUGACGAAUUAUGUCUGGAAAAACCGGGCCGUAGUGUAAUUACCCACACUAUUGUAGAGGCCAUGAAGGAAACUUGUCGCAAACUGUAUGAAUCAAAGUAUAAAAUUUUGAAACUAUGGGUAGGAAGACAAUUACCAAAGACAUCAGGGCCAGGCUUUGAUACUAUCGUUGUUGUUAUAGAGGAAAACACACAACGAAAAGAACAUAGUUCACUUUGGGGAUUCUACGUCAUAGUAGUGCCAGGAAAUGAAUGCAAUACAGAAGCAAAUGCAUUAUUUCAAUACGAAUUACAAGAUCCGACAGAAGCAACUGUCAAUCCUGUGAAUAAAACCGAAUUGUCGGACUUGUUCAAUAACCACAGUAACAUUUCUUUGAUAAAUUUAUCGAACGUCAAAUCAAAAGGAUUUGGCACGAGUUCCUUCCGAGUAACAAAAACACCAACUAUUGUUAUCUACUGCCAUGUAAAAGGAGUGGUACCUAUCGGCGAAAGAAUGUUUCCAGAGAAAGUGAGUGGAUUUCAAGUCGAUGUUAGAGAAGGAACAUGCAGCCUCGCAGUAAGAGAACUAUGCAUGAGUGAAAAUAUAUGUGCUGAUAACUGUGCAAAGUUUGGAACUCUCGGAGGAUUUGUAGACCUGCACAAUCCACCUGGUAAAGCAUUUUUAACAUGUGCUCAUGUUGUUUUACCAACAAAUGUGUUACAAAACCAAUUGGCAAGCGAGUAUGUUCGAAGGAGAGAAAUAAUACGUGUGUUUGAUAGAGAAAAAAAUGAAAUUGGUAAAAUUACCAAAGCAGUAUUUGAUUCACGACAACCAGAAACAGUUAGUGUUGAUGUAGCCCUCGUAGAGAUUACAGGUCGACACCCUAGUGAUGGGUACUUCUCUGAUGUUUAUUCAGUAAACCAGUUAUGCGAAGCUGGCUUUUCAGUGCAACAUGUACCACAUUUUUCGAAUGGACAAAUAGAGAAAAUUUCUACCUCCAAUUUCCGAAAGCAAGUCAUAAAGGUGGGCGCCUCCAGUGGACUGACAAUUGGCUCGCUAAGAAUGGGCAGAAGUUGUGCCCAUAUUAUGGAUGAAUGCGAUGUAAACAUUGAUGGCUCAUUUAAUAUUCAGUUGUUUGGACAGUUAGAAGUUUUGCCAAGGAUAGAUCCCACCCAACCUUCCGACUCCCGACAACCUUUUGUGAGUGAUGGAGAUUCCGGCGCUCUCGUAUUCGCUAUUUACAACGAUAACCCCAUGGUUCUUAAAUGCAUUGGAAUGGUUGUUGCAAGGACAUCCUAUGGGUCAUGCCUAAUGACUCCCAUAGACAAAGUACUUGAUGCCCUGGGCCUUCCAUAUAAUUGUUUUUCCAAGUUUUCAAUACCAACCAACAAUCAAGACUCUGAUUCCGAGAGUCUUCGAAGUAUGAUUACGUCAAUCACUCAACAACUGACGGCGAUGCAAUCUACAAUUACAACGUUGACAAGUAAAUCCGAGAGCAUGGCUACCAAAAGUGACGUUGAAAGUCUAAAAAAAGACUUGGUAAAAUUUAAUGACAGGUUAACCAUUGCUGAAUCAAAAGUCAGAGGAGGGAGAGAAUCUGAUGAAACCCAAGAUUGAGAUCAAACGGUUAAUGAUCAUUGGUCAAAUAUCAACAUUUACACCGAACUAAAGAAUGUGAUUUUUAGAGCAUUUGAGUAACCUUUUGUGAUUGGUAGUUAGACACCAUUCGUCUUCAACUCUUGCGUUAACAUUUGAACGUAAUGGAAUACAAGUACAUGACCAUUUUAAUCAAUAAACUAAAACUGUGUAUUUCAUAGUCACUUUACUAUGAUUAAGGUUUAGUCACCUAUAGAAUUAUGUACCCUUUGGCCAGGGGAAAGGUCUUAAUUUAGGUCGUAAUCCAAAUGAGUAUAUUGAUGUUCAAGAAUAGUCUUCUUCGAGUUUGUUUAUAGUUAGUGGACAGUUAAUGCAAAGUUAUUAAAAGCAUGUAUUUCUCUAUCACAAUUUUUAAAAUGACUGUCUUUACACCUGUGCUAGGGUUUCAGGUAUUACGGAAGAUAUAAGUAAGAAUUAGGAUACUACAGUACAUGUUAACAAACUACUAUAUGUGUAGAGAUGAAGCGUGUGAAGACUAGUUACUGAACUCUCAGGUAGCGGUAGUCUUAUUACAAAAAUACAGUACAUGCAUGUAUUGUUUUUAAAAUGCACUUUCAUUAUACAUGUAGGACGUUGAAAUAACUAUGUACAUUUGUUUUUUGCUUUUUAAAGAUUUUCUUUGAUUGUUUCAGCUAUGCAUUGAGUAGUUAUAUGUUACAUUGUAUACCGGUGACCUUUAAGGUGUAUACAUUGUAUGUCUCUUGUUUCAAUAGUAAUUUUAUUCAUCAUUAUGCAGUUUUGUGCAACCAAAGAGAACUGUUAAUUUCAUUUGUUGUAAUACACUCUUGUUCUUUUUAUUCAUUUAGUUACAUGUAAACGUCAAACACGCUUGUGAGGAAAUGGACAAUCAUGUAAACGUAUUUACUGUACAUACUCCUUUAUAUCAUGUGUAAAACAACAUAAACUUACGAAUUAUUUUAUAAUGCAUAAUUUUAUCAAUACAAAAAUGAUUUAUCUGUGAUAAGAUAAUACUGAAUAUAUUCCUUUAGAUUGAAUAAAUUGCAUGGUUAACUGAU
Molecule: messenger RNA, 2763 nt
Organism: Ostrea edulis (European flat oyster)
Lineage: Eukaryota; Metazoa; Mollusca; Bivalvia; Ostreida; Ostreidae
Exons: 2
Coding region: 83-1708 (541 amino acids)
Source: RefSeq, a predicted model, not a curated record